Molecule: messenger RNA, 933 nt
Organism: Equus caballus (horse)
Lineage: Eukaryota; Metazoa; Chordata; Mammalia; Perissodactyla; Equidae
Source: RefSeq, a predicted model, not a curated record
AGGUUGGAAAUGUCAGAAGAAAACAAGACGCUGGUGACCGAGUUUGUUCUCACAGGACUGACAGAGCGUCCAGGGCUGCAGGUCCCUCUGUUCCUGGUGUUCCUGCUCACCUACCUCACCACCAUGGUGGGCAACCUCGGACUGGCUGCUCUCAUCUGGAAGGACGCCCGUCUGCACAGCCCCAUGUACUUACUCCUCGGCAGCUUGGCCUUUGCAGAUGCUUGUUCUUCAUCCUCAGUGACCCCCAGGAUGCUUAUACAUUUUUUAUCUAAGAAUCAUGUGAUACCUCUCCUUGACUGCUGGGCCCAAUUUUACUUUUUUGGUUCCAGUGCCACCACAGAAUGUUUCCUCCUGGUGGUGAUGGCCUAUGACCGCUCCGUGGCCAUAUGCAACCCCUUGCUUUAUCCAGCGGUGAUGUCCAGCAGACUCUGCACUUGGCUUAUAAGUGUGUCUUACGUCAUUGGUUUUCUACAUUCAGCAAUUCAUGUGGGUUUGUUAUUUAGAUUAACCUUCUGCAAGUCCAAUGUAAUACAUUAUUUCUACUGUGAAAUUUUACAACUGUUCAGAAUUUCUUGCACUGAUCCCACAGUUAAUACUCUUCUGGUUUUAAUCUUUUCAGCCUUUAUACAAGUCUUCACUUUUAUGACCAUCAUGGUCUCUUACUCCUGUGUCCUGUUUGACAUCCUGAAACAGAAGUCUGCAAAGGGCAGGAGCAAAGCCUUCUCCACGUGCAGCGCCCACCUGCUCUCUGUCUCCUUGUUCUACGGCACUCUCUUCCUCACGUACGUGCGUCCUGGGUCUGGCCCAGCUGAAGACCAUGACAAAAUGUUUUCUUUAUUUUACACGAUAAUAAUUCCUCUACUUAAUCCUUUUAUUUACUGUCUGAGGAACAAAGAGGUUAUAAGUGCCUUGAGAAAAAUAAUGAAGAAAUAA